GGGAACCGACUGAUAGCAGGUGGACUUUGCCCUCAAGGGAAGUGAACACUACAGGAAGAGCAGAUUACUGGUAGUCACAGCUGAGUUCCACACCUAAAUUGUUGAAAAGAUACGCUUAAAUUUGGUGGGAUGGAACAGAAUGAUGGCCGCAGCCAUGAGGACUCUGAGUUUCACCCCCCUCCGUACAAUUCCAUAUACCUUGAACAAAACUGCAGAGGGGUGCUUUAUCAGGUGGGGAAAGGAGACAUUGCGGUGGUCUCCCCUCCCGCGGCCUACAGCAACAUGGACCAUCCUGAGGGCCCAGCAGCAGUCGGAGGUGACCGGCAGGACGGUGAGGAGCCACCUGCCUACUCCAGUGGCUUUGAGGAGAGCGGUUUCAAUGAUGCCGCUCUUCGAAAAGGUUUCAUAAGGAAAGUCUACCUGACCUUGAUGAUUCAGCUGCUGUUGACUGUUGGGAUCAUCUGUGCUUUUCUUUACUGGAGCACACUCCGGAGAUGGGUAUUUGACAACUACUGGUUUCCCUACUCCAUGAUGUCAGUGACGCUGGUGCUCAUUUUGAUCUUGUCCUGCUGUGACAACAUCCGUCGUCGCGUGCCCCUCAACUUUAUUGCCCUGGGCUUGUUUACUGUUGCUGAGGGGCUGAUGCUUGGAUCUGUGGCAGCAAGCAUUCAGGGUGGACUUUCAGUGAUAUACUUAGAUGAUCACAUUUCUAGAUUAGCACUAGUACUCAUGGGAAAUAUUGCCCUGUUUGACAUGUCUGCCUGCAGGUACUUUGAAGCCGAGGCAGUUAUGUGGGCUGUGGGUGCAACAGCGUUUGUCUCCUUCGGCCUGAGCCUGUUUGCUUUGCAGUCAAAGUGGGACUUUACUGCAGCAGCUGGCUGCAUGUGGGCAUUGGGCUGGUCCCUCUUUUCAUUUGCACUGCUGUGUGCAAUCCUCCGCUCGCAGUACCUUUACAUCUUGUACGCCUGCCUGGGAACACUGCUGUUUUCUUUUUACCUGGUGUUAGAUACUCAGAUGAUACUGGGUGGGAAACACAGGAAGUACGAGAUCUCUCCUGAGGAGUACAUCUUUGCAGCCCUCAACCUGUACCUGGAUAUCGUGACCCUGUUCAUGCUUCUGCUGCAGUUCUUCAACCUCUGCCGCUAAACCAGAACCCGUGAGCCUGAAAAGAACCAUUUCAAUGACGUGGGUGCCCCGUGUUGUGGAA
Molecule: messenger RNA, 1207 nt
Organism: Menidia menidia (Atlantic silverside)
Lineage: Eukaryota; Metazoa; Chordata; Actinopteri; Atheriniformes; Atherinopsidae
Source: the annotation of a GenBank genome assembly